Messenger RNA from Gilbertella persicaria, 1824 nucleotides. Its product is annotated as nucleotide-diphospho-sugar transferase. The record is from RefSeq and is a predicted model, not a curated record. Gene Ontology annotation, molecular function: hyaluronan synthase activity. NCBI's taxonomy places the organism in Eukaryota, Fungi, Mucoromycota, Mucoromycetes, Mucorales, Choanephoraceae. Gene Ontology annotation, biological process: hyaluronan biosynthetic process; extracellular matrix assembly. The coding region runs from base 1 to 1824 and encodes 607 amino acids. The transcript has 3 exons.
AUGAUUGAUAUUAAGUCAAAUUUUCCUAGUGAAAAAAAAGAAUCACAAACACAUCAGGUUGUCUUCAUGUCAACAUAUUGGACAUUACCACUCAAAAUCCUUUAUUCCAUAGUCGUUUCAUGCAUCUUUGUUUUACCAGCACUGAUAGGAUACGCACUUCGUAUAGAAAUUACUAGAAAAUCAUUCUGGGUGCUCGGCGUGUAUGGCACUGUUGUCUUUGUAUUUAUAUUCCUGCAACUUAUAUUUGCCACAUUGAAUCGAGUCAUGGUCUGUCACUAUAGACGAAAAUCACCGCCGGCUUUUUCUCGAGACCAUGACCUACGAGAUGAGAAAACAAAUGAUGAACAACUGGACAUCACAAGUGAGACAACGUGUGCUGAAGAUCAAGAAAAAGGCCAAGAACAAGGUAGACCUGCUACACGUAUGGGACUCGCUGUAGUGGGUUACCGAGAAGAACCCGAGCUAUUUAUGCAAUGUUUAGAAUCUGUCAAAAAUUUAAAUUACCCUGAUCCAUUCAAAGUGAUCGUAGUCAUUGACGGUGAUGCACCGGACGAUAAAGAAAUGGCUGUUUUAUUUCAAAAGACGUUUCCUCAAAGCCCUAUUUUAGUGCUACCCGAACUUUUGUCUGUCUCGUUUGAAAAGCUUCGAUCGCAGCAAGAAAAAGUCAAUUAUGAUCAAUUGUUACAGGAAACAUUCACAUUGCCAACAGACACUACGCCUGUAUGUUAUAUGCAACCACAUCGAGGAAAGCGGCACGCCAUGUAUACAGCAUUCCGUAUUUUAAUGGCUUCAGGGUGUGAUGCUGUUAUGUCGACUGAUUCAGAUACAAGAUUUGAUCCAGAUGCUAUGAUAGAGAUGGAAAGAGCAUUAUACUGGUUUCCUAACAUAGGUGCAGUCGCAGGCGAUGUACGUAUCUGGAAUGCCAGGGAUAGUUUGCUUUCUUUUAUGUCGUCCUUGAGGUAUUGGAUGGCAUUCAAUAUUGAACGAGCCGCACAAAGUUUCAAUCGAUGCGUUACUUGUGUCUCGGGGCCCAUGGGGAUUUAUCGCUCGUAUGUACUGAGAGAGAUUUUGGACGACUGGAUCGGCCAAAGUUUUCUAGGCAUGGAAUGCACUUAUGGUGAUGACAGACAUUUAACCAAUCGUACUUUAUUACAUGGAUAUCGAGUGGUGUAUACACAUUUAGCAUUUUGCGAGACGGAGACACCUAUUAGCUUUUUGCGCUGGUUUAAACAACAAACACGAUGGUCCAAGAGUUUCUAUCGAGAACUCCUUUGGAAUGCUCGAAGUCUACACAAACACAGUCCAUGGAUGGCUGCAGAAUUAUUCUACCAAGGCAUCUAUCCUUUUGUCUUGUUGUUUUCUAUCUUUCAAAUCUUGUUUAGCAAGUCGCCUUUUGUGCUUGUGAUCUGGCUGAUUUCUUUGUUGGUGAUUGCUUGUAUCAAGACUGUGUACUCAACACUCGUCACACUUCAGGUUCGAUUCUUGGCUUUUCCAAUCUAUUCACUCUAUUACAUGUUUGGCUUGGUACCUGCCAAACUAUGGGCUAUUAUUUCCUUAUGGGACGUUGGCUGGGGAACAUCAGCACGCUCAGCAGCAGAACGUAAACGAGAGAAUGUGUUUUGGAGUCAAUUGAAAGAAGCCUUGCCGAUCAUUGCUUGGCUUAUUUUAUUAUUGGGAGGUGUUGCAUUCAAUGUGGUUAUUUACAUGAUAAACCCAGAUAAAAUCAAUGGUUUUGAUUUCUUUGGAUUCAAUAGUGGCAAUGUACCAGACCCAGAAUCUAUUGUAUUUUACCCUAAUAUGAAUCGAUCUCCCGUAAAAUCCUAA